Messenger RNA from Perkinsus marinus ATCC 50983, 1608 nucleotides. Its product is annotated as Nonsense-mediated mRNA decay protein, putative. Gene Ontology annotation, cellular component: cytoplasm; nucleus. The transcript has 15 exons. Gene Ontology annotation, biological process: ribosomal large subunit export from nucleus. The coding region runs from base 1 to 1608 and encodes 535 amino acids. The record is from RefSeq and is a predicted model, not a curated record. NCBI's taxonomy places the organism in Eukaryota, Perkinsozoa, Perkinsida, Perkinsidae. Gene Ontology annotation, molecular function: protein binding; ribosomal large subunit binding.
AUGUCCGCAACAGUGGACUCAUUGGUUAAGACGAUUCUAAAGGGUGGCUCGUCAGCUGGGGAGGUAACUCGUCAGUUGAGCUGGGUGGAGGACGCUAAUGCUGUGGGCAAGAGAGGCGUCACUCCUCUUAUCGCUGCAAUAGAGUCUGAAGAUGAUGAGAUAAUUUCGGUCCUAUUGGAUAGCAAGAAGGUCGACGUUAACGUUCGUGAUGCGGUGAUGGUGUUACCUCCUAUUGUCCAUGCGGUUCGUCAUGGUGGAGGAGCCCUCCUGCCUCUUAUCAAGAGAGGGGCCGAUCUGAAGGUCGCUGACGAGGCUGGGGAUAAUGUGGCGCAUUGGGCGUGUAGGCUGAACGAGCCGUCGGCAGUGACUUUACUGGGCAAGUCGAGUCCCUCUAUAUUCACUGCCACUGAUGAUGAAGGAAACACACCACUCCAUGUGGCUCUCUUGGAGGGUCAGCAGGAGGCUGCCUUUGCCGUGCUCGACCCCGACCUGGGCUUGGUAGAGGUUCUAUGCUGUGUCUGUGGUGCGUCCAUGGCACCCAACCAGUCCAAUAUGUGUGUCAACUGCAUGAAGGGGGAGGUGGACAUCACUGAGGGUAUCUCUAAGCAGGCCGUGGUGAACUACUGUCGGGAAUGCAAUCGGUAUCAGCGUCCUCCGUGGGUGCCAUGUGAACCGGAGUCUCGCGAGCUGCUAGGGAUAUGCCUCAAGAAAAUCAAGGGGCUCAACAAGGUCAAGCUGGUUGACGCCAACUUUAUUUGGCAAGCUCCCACGAGUAAGCGCAUGAAGGUGAAGUUGACCGUUCAGAAGGAGGUCAUGAACGGCGCCAUCAUGCAGCAAUCUAUGAUUGUUGACUUCAUCGUCGCCUGGCAGCAGUGUGAUGACUGUAAACGAACCUACACUCCGCACACUUGGAACGCUUCGGUCCAGGUCCGACAGAAGACAGAUCACAAGAGGACUUUCUAUUACCUAGAGCAGCUCAUCUUGAAACAUGAUGCUCAUGAGAAGGUUGUUGGUAUCAAGAGGACCCCCGAUGGCCUGGACUUCCAUUUUGGUCAUCGGAGCCAUGCCCAGAAGUUCUCAGAGUUCGUCCUGAGUCAAGUCCCUUCUAGAGUGAAGCAGAGUAAGCACCUUAUUAGUCAUGAUUCUCACAAUACAACAUACAACUACAAAUACACUACUCUGAUCGACAUGUGCCCAGUGUGCAAGGAUGAUGUUGUUUUCCUACCCAAGGCCCUCAAGAACAAGCUUGGCGGUGUGAACCCGAUCCAGGUCGUUACUAAGGUCUCAAGCCAGAUUCGCCUGGUGGAUCCUCUCACAGGGAGGGUGUCUGAUCUAGCAGGCAUUGAGUAUUGGAAGAACCCUUUCGAGCCUCUCCUGACUCGCCGACACUUGGUUGAGUUCACUGUCCUCAACGUCGAGGAGGACACUAGUCGAGCGCGAGCUGCCACCACCUUCAACAGACGAGGCCAGAAGGCCUAUACUAUGGUGGACCUGGAGCUUAUGCGUACCGAGAACAGCGGAGAGGCAGCAGCGGGGGAUCCGGAGAUCAUCACGGUGCGGUCCCACCUAGGUGGCGUGCUCCAACCUGGCGACCUCUGUGCAGGGUAG